Capronia epimyces CBS 606.96 is the source of this 1032-nucleotide messenger RNA. RefSeq lists its product as uncharacterized. Bases 1 to 1032 code for a protein of 343 amino acids. The record is from RefSeq and is a predicted model, not a curated record. Lineage: Eukaryota; Fungi; Ascomycota; Eurotiomycetes; Chaetothyriales; Herpotrichiellaceae. The transcript has a single exon.
AUGGACAAGGUCAAGACGUCAAUUGCGGAAAAUCUGGGCGGCAUUUCGCACAAAUUGGCCGACAAGGCUGACCAGUUUGACAUCAACCACGACGUGCCCGAUCUGUCGGGUAAGGUAGCCUUAAUCACCGGUGGUAGCGAAGGCAUCGGGUAUGCGGUGGCGUACACGUUGCUUAAAGCAAAUGUAACCAAAAUGUUCAUUGUGUCGAUGAAGGAAGAUGUCAAAGAUCAUGCUGUCGAGGAAAUACGCCAGAACCUUGGCUCCGAAUAUUCCAACAAGGUCGUGUGGUUGCAGUGCGACCUGUCCGACCUGCCCGGCGUGACCGAGGUAGCAAAGCAGGUCCGCAACCAGACUGACCGGCUGGAUAUCUUGUGCCUCAACGCCGCCCGGGGAAUCAUGACCUACCAGCUGACUGAUUACGGGCUCGACCGACACAUGGCCAUCAACCAUUUCGGGCAUGUGACGCUGACAUCACACCUACUGCCGCUGUUGAAGAAGACCAGCGAUACGGACACAGUGCGGAUCCACAUGCAGUCGUCGCGAUCGCACGAAGACGCGCCCAAGGAUGUCAGGUUUGAAUCGCUCGAUGAGCUGAACACCGACCUGGGCCCCAACGGGCAGUACGGCCGGUCGAAGCUGGCUGUGCUGCUUUACGCUCGGUAUCUGGACGCCCACCUGCACAAGGAGUAUCCCAAUAUCCUGAUCAACGCGACGCACCCGGGCAUCGUCCAGACCAAACAAUCCAUGCAGGACAUCAAAGAGCCGUAUCCUACAGUUGGGCAAGCCAUGCCACUGGCGGUCAAGUACAUCAUGAAGGACAUCUGGAUGGGCUGCGUGAGCACUGUGUACGCGGCGACUGCCACGACCAAAUCCGGCCAGUAUAUCUGCCCGCCAGCGAUCGUGGAGCCGGGGAGUGAGCUUUCGCAGAACGGUCAGCUGGGCGAGCAAUUGAUGAAGCUGACGCGGCAGAUUGUCAAGGAGAAAUUCGGUGCACAGAGCGUCGAGAAGGGAUGUCCUCUGACGGAUUAUUAG